AUGAAUAAAGUUUCAUUUGAUAAUUCAGAUUCAAGCCCUGAAACAAAUGCGUCAUCUCAAUACAAUGUCCCGUGUAUGCCCCACAUGGAUGCUACUGAAGAAUCAUCGAUAAAAUCAGUCGAGCCUUAUAAAACCUUUUUGGCUGGGGAAAUUUUAUUUUGAAUUUUUGUAAUUCUGUCGGGAGGACUUUACUAUUUGAUAGACUACUGAUUCCUUUGCCUUCUGUCUAAGUUAAAUUUGCGACUUAUAUUAAAGGCUGCCACACUUUGACUGGAGAAAAUGACUUAAAUGACUUGAGGUAAUUAUAGUAUAGGCUACCUGGUAGUGGACGUUAAAUAAAAUAAAUACCUAAGAUAAACUAAUUUCCUCUGCCUUCAUUUAUUCCUGCGCUACAAAAGAGUCCCUACAUCAGAAGCCACAAUGCUCGUAAUCAAAACUAUGUAUUUUGUUGACUUGAUCCCGACAAGACAAAUCUCCUCAAAAGGACUCGGAACCGUUUUAUCAUUUACCCAUCACAAUUUACGUUAUUAUUAUGAUGGAAAAUGUGUCCAGCCUCUUUAUUUCAACUCCACUAUCACUUAUAGCGAAAUUAUUGACAAUUUAAUCGGCGGUUACAAUUAUGAUGAAGAGGUUACAGAAAAGCGGAACUUGUUUGGUAAAUGCGAAAUUUUAAUCCUUAAACUUAAACUUAAACUUAAACUUAUAGGUAGGCGUCUGCCAUAUUGGUUACGCAGUCACCAAGGACUCUCCCGUACGGGCAGUUCAUCCGCUUUGCGCCGUCUUCAGCUUCGCCUUGCUCGAAUUGGGGCAAUGAUUCGCUGGGCAAGUGUUCAGCUCUGACACUACCUUUCUUCUCCUUCAGCGCCUGAUGCCAUGGCACUUUCUGAAGUGAGACUCUGCUUGGACGUCUCCUCCUCCCUUUCGGUCCAGUGUUGAGUGGGCGGACUAUGGACUUCUGCGGCUGCUGCAUGUGUAACAAGGUUGGCCAUUCAAAAAUCCCAAAAAAUGGAAUUUCUGUUCGACCUUUCGGAAAAGGAAAAUCUGAAUCCCGGGACGUAACGCCCGGUUUCACGCUAGGCAGUUGCCCGAAUGGUCUGGGGAUUACCUGCAGACUUUGCUGGGCUUGCCCUUUCCAAAUCCAAAUCCUCCUUUCCCUUGAGGUAAAACCCAAUCUUGAAAUUUAGACUAAGGGCUAGGCUCUGUGCAUUACCAGAAUUGCUUACCUAGCAUUGCCGUCCAUUUCUGGAUUGGUAAAACCUUGCCGGGCGAAAUUUUAAUCCAAUUGCAAUCAUUUUUGUCUCUUACUUUUGAAGAAAUAAAGCACCCAUUCUACCUUUUCCAGCUUUUCAGUGUUAUAUUAUGGUUCUUAGAACUGUACUACGUCUACGCAGUCUGUGUAUUCGUUAUAACGCUUAUCUCAUUGCUUUCUUCAACUUAUCAGUCCUGAAAAAGCAUGCAUGAUCUCCACGAUUUAGCUUUGAGAUACGUCACCAUUAAGGUAAAAAGAGGUGGAGAAUGGACGACCAUAAAUAGUGAAGAACUUGUACCUGGUGAUUUAAUAGAAAUUCCAAGGGGCACAGAAAUGCCUUGUGACGCAAUUUUAAUAUCAGGAGGAGCUGUAGUUGAAGAAUCAUCACUGACUGGAGAAUCAGUCCCAGUCAUAAAGGACGCUUUGCCUUAUCUUAAUGACAAAGUUUACAGCGUAGAAAUAGACAGACAUUUCAGCUUAUACGAAGGCACCAAAGUUCUCCAAACUAGAAACCAUGGUGAAAAGCAGGUCAUAGGACUUGUAGUAAGGACUGGGUUUUCUACAAUGAAAGGCAAAAUGGUCAGGUCAAUUUUAUUCCCAAAGCCAAACAAGUUUAAAUUCACCAGAGACUCGCUACGAUUUAUAGGCUGUCUAGCCCUUGUAGCGCUAUCUGGGUUUGCAGUAAGCAUUUAUUUAUUUAUUUCUACAGACGUAGCAACUGACGAAGCUGUCAUUGGAGCUCUCGAUUUAAUUACAAUUGCGAUCCCUCCAGCACUUCCUGCAUGUAUGAAUAUAGGAACUGGCUUUGCUUUGCAUAGGCUCAAAAAGCAAGGGAUUUUUUGUAUUUCGUAUCCUAGGAUAAAUGCAGCAGGAAGAAUUGAUGUUUUUUGUUUUGAUAAAACAGGGACUUUGACAGAAGAUGGGAUGAAUCUGUUAGGUGUCAACGUGUCAAGAAAAGGAAAAAUGAGUGAGCUUCAUAAGUCAGCUGAACAAAUUGAGAAAAAUAAAAGAAGAUUUUUGACCUGUUUGGCGACCUGCCAUUCACUAACCUAUGUAAAUGACAAGCUUGUAGGGGAUCCUCAAGACUUAGAAAUUUUUAAAUUUUCAGGAUUUAAAUAUAGCUUGCCAAAAGAUGAAGGGUCUGAAGUAAAAGCUUACGCAUCUUUAAAUUCUGAUAGUGACAAUAAAAAUGAAGAAAAUUAUGAUACAGCUAUAUUGCACAUUUUUUACUUCACUUCUAAAAGGAAACGAAUGGGAGUCAUUGUAAAAAACUUACAAAAUGACAAUUUUGAGUUUUAUAUGAAAGGCGCCCCAGAAAUUGUGCUGGAAAGAUGCAGAAAAUCGUCGAUUCCUGAUGAUAUUGAGCAUGUUUUAGAUAAUUAUACAAGGUCUGGGUAUAGAGUUUUGGCUUGUGCUAUGAAUUCACUCAAUACAAUUCCUGCUGAAGAAAUGAAGGCACAGAAACUGGAAAACUUAGAACAAGAAAUGAGCUUUUUAGGAUUGCUUGUGCUGCAAAACAAGCUUAAGGCACAAACAAUUCCUACUAUUAAAAUUCUACAGAAAGCGGAGAUUGAGACUGUUAUGUCGACUGGGGAUGCUGUUUUGACGGCGAUUUCUGUGGCGAAGGAGUGCCAUAUAAUAAAGAAAGAUGCUACAGUGUUUUUGGCAGAAAUGGUGGAUAAUGAAAUUGUGUGGGAAAAGUUUACUAAUGAAGCAGAUGAUGUGCCAAAGGAAAAUAUACCGUUAGGAGAUAUUAAUUUUUAAAUUUAGAAUGUUUUUAACAUUAUAAAACAAUUAUUUUCUGUGUAAUAGUAAAUAUUAAUUAUGCUAAAUAAGAAUAUUCUUAAUGAACCACCUUGGCUAAAUGCUGAUAAUAAUGGAGACUACACUCUUGCAGUAACUGGUGCAGUCCUCAAUGCAUAUGACGCCCUCGCAAAAUUAAACGACACUACUGCAGCACAAUCCAUAAACAUUUUACUAAAAAAAUGCAGAAUUUUCGCCAGAAUGUCCCCAGAGCACAAAACCCUUCUAAUCAGCCGAUUCCAAGAAAUUGGAAUCAUGGUCGGCAUGUGCGGAGAUGGCGCCAAUGACUGUGGAGCCUUAAAAACUGCCGAUAUCGGUAUUUCCCUCACAGAAGCUGAAACAUCAAUAGCGGCUCCUUUUACUUCAAGUAUCCCUGACAUCUCCUGCGUUCCAAUCGUUUUACAGAACGGCAGAUGUGCUUUAACGACCUCAGUUCAAUGUUUUAAAUACAUGGCCGUUUACUCCAUGAUUCAGUUUACCAAUGUCCAGAUCCUCUAUGUUCUUGGAAGUGGACUUACCAAUAACGAAUUUUUAUCCCAAGACUUGAUAACUGUGCUACCAUUAGCUAUGGCUAUGGGUAGUGCAGGGCCUUAUCACAAAUUAAGCAAAAAACAGCCAAUUUCGUCAUUGAUGUCAGUAGCUGUAAUAGGAUCUGUUAUAGGACACUCAAUAUUGCAAACUAUAGGAAUGGUCGUUGUAUAUGAAGUGGCUUUGAGCAUGCCUUAUUUUACACCUGUGGAUGAUGCUAGUGAUGAUUACCUGAAUGAUGCAAAUACUAUUGUUUAUUUGAUGGCGCUGCUUGAGCUUAUUUCAGUAUGUAUUGCGUUUAAUGAAGGAAGACCAUGGAAAAAGCCAGCUUAUAAAAAUGUAUGGUUUAUGGUUUAUAUUUCUUUAAUUGGAAUGCUGCAUGUGUAUUUGGUGUUGUGGCCGCCACAGUGGCUGAUGGAUCUUUAUAAUGUAAGAAAUAUUUAGAUUGAUUGGUUUCCAAUGUAUAGCUCAUGCACUGUGAUUGAUCGUCAUCAUUAAAAAGUUGACUGCUAUAAUUGAAUUGGUUUCUUCUACAUCUUAGACUAGAGUCAUCAUCGUUAGAUAGCAUUCAGAGUUAAAUAAAUUUCUUAAGUCACAAGCUAUUUUAUUCAAUUUUAUAUUAUUCACAAUUAAAUGAUUUUUCUCUAUGGAAAGUAGCGAUUUUGCGACAAAAUAGCUAGAGCCCAAUUUUAGAGAUUAAAAUUGGCAUGCGAAAAAUGGUUGACAUCUGUAAAAUUGCUGACAAAUCCCAAGCCAGUUUUUAAAAUGGCAUUAUUAUAAAAUUAAUUUUAAAUUAUUAAAAAAUAUCUUUCAAAAAUACAUUUUAUGUAGCCAAUUAAUAUGAGACUUUAAACUUCAUGUAGAGUUAUUCUCCAGAGCUCCAGACCUACUAUAUACAAGUUCAAUUAAUCAGAUUAAUUUAAUAUUGCUUUCUUAAAAAUUUAACUGAAUGUUUAAACUCACAGUAGUAAAAAUAUUAUUGGAAGUUCAUCAGAUUUUAUUAUAUCCAUAUAAAAUUGAGGCUUUAAGAACUUCAUGCAUCAUGCCAAACUAAUAGAGCAUCCUAAUUUAUAAUUAAUUUUUAUAAUAAUGCGAUUUUAAAAAUUGGCUUGGGAUUUGUCAGCCACUCUACACUAGUCAACCAUUUUUCGCAUGCCAAUUUUGAUUCCUAAAAGUGUGCUUUAGUCCGCAAAAUCACUAAUAUUCAUAGAGAAGAAUCAUCUAAUUCUACUCUAAUCUAAGAUGUAGAAGACAUCAAGCCAAUUAUAGCAGUUAAAUUUUCAAUGAUGACGAUCAGUACAGUGCAUAAGCUAUAUAUGAGACUUGCUUUGCUUGGGAUCUGGCUUGCCUAUAGCGUUGUAGCGUUUGUAUAUGAAAGAUUUGUAAUAGUUUGGAUAUAUCAGAGGCAUGAGAAGUGGAAGAGAAAUAAAAGAAGCAAAAAUGCAUUGGAAAGCAGAGUCUUAAAGGCUUAA
This is a messenger RNA of Blepharisma stoltei, 5052 nucleotides long. The record is from the annotation of a GenBank genome assembly. NCBI's taxonomy places the organism in Eukaryota, Ciliophora, Heterotrichea, Heterotrichida, Blepharismidae.